This is a messenger RNA of Phytophthora infestans T30-4, 1542 nucleotides long. RefSeq lists its product as uncharacterized. Bases 1 to 1542 code for a protein of 513 amino acids. The transcript has a single exon. Lineage: Eukaryota; Oomycota; Peronosporomycetes; Peronosporales; Peronosporaceae. The record is from RefSeq and is a predicted model, not a curated record.
AUGAAGACGAUGAUCUUAUCUAUCCUGUGGCAUUUCCUGGGUACUCAAGCAAUCCCCCGGGUAGAACUACUGCGGUUCGACGCUCUCAUGCGUAAUUUUGUCAACAACACUCCGUCGACAUCGGUGGAAGAUCCCGCCGCUCGAAGCCAAUUUCCCAGCAAAUGGCAUGCAAUUGCGUCCCAAGCUGGAGGCUUAGACUUACCCUCCGUGGCAACGUCCGUCGAGCUCUUGCAGGUCAACCUCAUCCGCCAACUUAUUCGUCAAUGUCGUCGGGACCUGUCUGCUGUCCCCAAGUGGUUCAUCCCUGCCCAGGCGACAUUUGACGAGGCGUUUGCAGGUCAAGGUACCGGUUUGGAUUUCCUCUACAUUCCGCUAUCCCACUGGGCCCACACCUCCCGUUGGAAGAAGGUCCCCCAGUACUGGCGAGCCGCUCUGGCUACCUGGAGUACCAAGAUUCUGCCCAAGCUGGUCAAUGCCAACCCGGUCUUCACCAAACUUACCUGGCCCAUUUGGAACAACACCUUCCUUCGCUUCACUAAUGACCGUAGAACACUUGCCGCACUUAUAAGCCCAAGUAAGGCCAGUCAGUUCCUCAGUCAUCAGGGCAUCCUCAGAAUCUCGACUUUCUGCUGCUGUUUCGGAUGGAUACCCGAUGAGUCCACACUCCGAGUGGCCCUUGCCGGCUCCUCCAUUAAGAGUGAUCGCUCCAAGACCGUGGUUGUGAAAGCGCUCGCCCCCCGGGUGGCUAUCCCUGCCCACUACGGUUCCUUCGCCAUUUAUCCGCUUCCACCCGAGAAUAUGAUAGCGGCGCUUCAUGUCUGGACCUUCGAUGGCCACGACAUUGUGCACGCCACGAACUCGACCAUACGGCGUCUCUUAGCCGCGACCGCACCUCCUCCUCUUCCACUGGAGCGACUCGGUGCUCCCAAUACUGUGUUGCCUGCCUCAUUUUGGGCCACAGAGCGCGUUUUUCAACGAGAUACACUACCGACCUUCAGCGAUCUGUUGUUCCGGUUACAGCACAAUGGUUUGGGCUUCCGCUACAAAUACGGCUGGCACACCGCGGAUACCCAGUGCGUUCAUCGCUGCCCCGACACGGAAACGGCGAAGCACCUCUUUUGGGACUGCAUCCUGGCCUCCCGUCUGUGGCAUUUUUUUCUCCCGCCUUUUAGGCGUAUUCUUCAGCUGGAAUUUACCUGGGACCAAGUACUCUUUCUUCAAGGCGUCGAAGUGCCACCAGUGGCUAAAGACACAUACGGUACUUCUCUACCGAUCAGGCUCUUCAAUAUCGUACGCUGCUGUGUCUUCCGAGCACUCUGGAUGAAUCGAAACAAGGCUAUAUAUGACGGCCCUGCUCUCUCCUUCGUGGGUGUCUACCGGCAGAGCUUAGCUACAAUGCGGUUACACUUCCAGCGGUUGUUCAAGAGCCUUACUAAUCCGAGGAAGCUGGAGUGUACGACGUACAAAUCUCACCUACUAGCUUUCAAGUGUGAAUGGCUACGAGACUUCGACUCGGACCCCUUUACGUUCUUCGAAGAAUAA